Betta splendens (Siamese fighting fish) is the source of this 3344-nucleotide messenger RNA. RefSeq names its product STIM activating enhance (gene stimate). Lineage: Eukaryota; Metazoa; Chordata; Actinopteri; Anabantiformes; Osphronemidae. Bases 787 to 1644 code for a protein of 285 amino acids. Gene Ontology annotation, biological process: activation of store-operated calcium channel activity. Gene Ontology annotation, molecular function: calcium channel regulator activity. Gene Ontology annotation, cellular component: cortical endoplasmic reticulum; membrane. The transcript is spliced from 8 exons. The record is from RefSeq and is a predicted model, not a curated record.
AUGAGUGGGCAGUAGUGGGCAAGGAAGCAGCUGGAUGUACUCGAAGCGUGACCUGUAAAUAUUCGUAUUAAUGCUGUUUUGGGGCCGACUCGCUGUCUAACAGAGGUUAAAAUCACAAGCGACCGGUUUGUUUUUAACAUGCAGGGAAAGUUUCUUCUUUUGCUGACCCAGCACUGGAUAAAUGGAACUGACUAGUUAGCUUGGGGCUAGCUUCCUUUGGCUAUGCAUAGCAUUUCUUCUUUAUCUUCGUCUCUUUAUCUUCUCUUAAACUAUGGCCGUUGUCCGUCGGUAAACACGGACUUUAGACAGACAAUUGCAUUGUACGGCCGAUUUCCAUUUGUUUGUUUGAAUCGUUAACCCACAUGGCGUAGCUUUAGUUCCAGUGUCUGUUAGCCUAAAGAUUAAACGGUUUCUGGUCAAGCCAGGAAUUGUUUGUCUACACGAGCAUAACGUUAAUAAACCCGAUGUUUAUUUGCAUCUAGAUCAGUGUGUAUAGGACGGUGAGUUGAAGUUACGUAGUGUGUAUCAUUGCAACUUCUAGUAACCCCGUUGAGCACCGGUCCCUGUUUAAUGUCUGGACAGCUAUGGCUCCAUACAUCUCUAAAGCAGGAGAAUGAGUGCGCGUUUGCGAGGAAGAGGAUGCCAUCAUCUCUCACCGAAGGUUGACCGGCUUGAUAUAUCGAUUAGCUGACCAACACCCGGGAGCACUGAGAAACCCCCAGGAUCUCUGUGUGAGAAGCUGCUGCCUCGACUCCAUUAGUUAGUCUCAUCCAGGUCUUCUGUCCCAUGGCUGCCGUUAGUAGGGUCAGCAUGUUGUCCCAGCUCGGAGACGUGGCCCCUCCAGGUCCAGGAGCCCCGGGGCUGCCCGCUGUGGCCAACACGUCGGUGCCCUCCAGCCCGACGCCAGGCGCCAAUAACAGGGGAUGCGCCUUGAUGGGGUCCUUUGGGAUUUUCCUUCAAGGACUUCUAGCCGUGAUGGCUUUCAGCAUACUGAUGUUGAAACGCUUAAGGGAGCCCAAACACGAGAGGAGACCCUGGAGGAUCUGGUUCCUGGACACAUCAAAACAGGCCAUAGGGAUGUUGUUCAUCCACUUUGCUAACGUCUACUUGUCGGGUCUCACAGAGGAUGAUCCCUGCACACUAUACCUCAUUAACUUCCUGUUAGAUGCUUCUCUGGGUAUGUUGCUCAUCUACGCUGGGGUGAGAGCUGUUAGUGCAAUAGUGGAAUGGAGACAGUGGGACUCGCUGCGUUUUGGAGAAUACGGAGAGCCGGUGCAGUGCACAGCUUGGUUGGGCCAGUGUAUCCUCUACAUCCUCAUCAUGAUGUUUGAGAAAGUUCUUAUCAUGCUGGUCCUGCUCAACCCGCAGUGGAAACAGCUGGCUCUCCACAACCCCAUAAAAAAUCCUGAGCUGGAACUGGCCAUCGUCAUGCUUAUUGUGCCCUUCUUUGUCAACACCCUCAUGUUUUGGGUGGUGGAUAAUUUCCUAAUGAAGAAGCACAGGACAAAAGCAAAGUUGGAGGAGAGGGAAGAGGACUCACGGGGGAACAGCAAAGUGCGCUACAGGCGAGCUCUGUCCCAUGACGACUCUGAGUCAGAGGCAAGUGUCUCCAUGUUGCCAGAUCCUUUUCUCAGCAGACGAUGAGAUGGACGAGUCAGAUGAAGAUGACGUUCGUCGGCUCACAGGCCUGAAGACUGUGAAGAAGAAAAAGCUCCGCAUGGGGAUCCCAGUUUGACCCACGUGCCUGUGCAAUCAAAUAUCCUCUGGUAGCACUUUACCACACAAACUCGCGUAUGUUUCCUCAUAAUAACUUCACAGAUCAAUUGACACGAUCUCUUAAAACUACAAUGUCCUCUGAUGACAUUUGUGUACUGCAGUUGAGUGAGACACUGUUGCCUCCUGGGGAAUUUCUCCAUCUAACAUGGAUUUUCAUUUAACACACUAGGAGACAUUUUGCUGUUAAGCAGGUACUGUUUGGGAUCCCUGUUUCAUUUGAUAUAUACUACCAUGAACAAGUACUAUACGGUUAAAUCCUAUAGGUGAGUAUAAUCAGUUUGAUACUGUUCACACUCCAGUGGCUGUGUGUAUGUAUGUUCAUUUGCUGUUGUGGUCCAGGAUAUGGUCCGAGGGAGAAUCAAAAAAGGCCACAACAGAAGCAAACAUCAUGCAAACAGAACUGUCCAAAGAGGCGGUAACGUUACAUAUUCUAACAUGUUGUUGAAAGUGAUUGUACCUUUGUCCUUUUGUUGUCUCAUUUACAUGUACCACCAUGGCCUGUGGUGAGUGUGUUUAUAUUUGUCCAGUUGUGUAUGGACAUUUGGACACACCUGAAGUUGUCAGCAUUUGAAUACCUGACAGUUACAUUCAGCAGCACAGUUACACCUUUUACUAUUGUAUAUCUUGUAUGUAAUGUUACUCGUGUCAGAGGAAGCACAUUAUUGUUUGCAGCAGCCUCCUUUCAGCUGUUGAACCCAAGACUGCACCAACUUUCAAACAUCAACUCAGUGUUGCAGUUAAUCUUUUAUUGUAGCGAUUUGUUCUUUGUCUAUGAAUGUGAUUUGUCUCUCUAAGUUGUUGUUGUUUGAGUUUUAAGUGUUAUUUUCAGGCCAAAAACUAUGCUUGUGACUAUGCUUGUUCCAAAAGUGUUCUUUCAUUCCGACACAGAGUACAUAUGGGAACCAUUUCUUGCACAAUUUCCCAUUUCCAGCUUUCCUUUUCCUUGUGUGUGACGUUUUUGUUACAAUUAAUGUGCCUGAGUGAAUUUACCAGCAGGUGUUUUGUUGUAUUUAGUUUUGUUUGAUUCCUUUAUUUAGCGCUCAAGGACUUCAGGCAUGAAACAGCAUUCAGCAGGCUCUGAUGUUAAGAAUGUGACAUGUAAAGACCUCUAAACUGUUAAGUGACUGUAAAGCAACUGAAAGAAUGUGUGCGUGUGUCUGUGCGUGCGCGUCCGUGUGGCUGUGUGUGCAUGCUACUUAAUACAUACAGUAAAUCUGUAUGUAACAGCCUGCACUGGGAGCAUGUGCACAUUUUUUGUGUGAUUGAUGGAGCUCUUUAUAAAUGACUCAGACUUGACUUGGGCUGUGAUGACUAUACUGUUGGUUAUGGUUUUGUUAUUAUGUUUUUUGGGAUAUUGGCUAUGAGUAUAUAACUGCACUUCAAAGGAGGCAAAAACUGAAGUCUGCAUAAGUUAUGGUAACGUGUUCCUCAGUCACGACAUAAAGAAGUUUUCUUAUUCUGCAAGUAGAAAUCCUAAAUGAGUAAAAUACAAAUGGCGAACAUAAAUUAUUAUAAAUGCAAUUUGAAUAAAGGGUGUAUGACAUUAAAUUAGUGUUUUAACCCGUGGA